AUGUGGAGGCUCAUCAAGGCAGUCCAGGGCUGGCCGGCAGGGCCGGAGGACAAGCAAGCGCCAACCGGAUCCUGGGGCUCGUCUAUUUUGUCACCUAUGUCUUCUUCGUCUUCUUCGUGCCGCUGGUGCUGUGGGGAAGGGAAACUCUCCUCCACCUCGGCCCGCUGUGCUAAGGACAUCCUGGGCUUCGCUAUCGUGUUCUUCAUCGUCUUCUUCACCUACGCCCAGCUGGGCUCUUUCCUCUUCGGGAUGCAGGUGGAAAACUUCAGCACCUUCAACAAGUGCAUCUUCACUCAGUUCCGGAUCAUCCUCGGGGACUUCGACUACGACGCCAUCGACAGCGCCAACCGGAUCCUGGGGCCCGUCUAUUUUGUCACCUAUGUCUUCUUCGUGCCGCUGAACACGUUCCUGGCCAUCAUCAAUGACACCUACUCGGAGGAGGAACUCUCCAGCCAGAAAGACGAGCUUCAGCUCUCGGCUAUCUUGAAGCAGGGCUACAAUAAGACGCUGCCGAGGCUGCGGCUGAAGAAGGAGCGGAUCGCCGACGUCCAGAAAGCGCUGCGGAGCGGGUCCGAGGAGCUGGAGUUUGAGGACUUCAAAAACAGCCUGCGGGAGAGAAGCGGCAUGGCCUAG
Tachyglossus aculeatus (Australian echidna) is the source of this 633-nucleotide messenger RNA. RefSeq names its product polycystin 2 like 1, transient receptor potential cation channel (gene PKD2L1). NCBI's taxonomy places the organism in Eukaryota, Metazoa, Chordata, Mammalia, Monotremata, Tachyglossidae. The record is from RefSeq and is a predicted model, not a curated record. Gene Ontology annotation, cellular component: membrane. Gene Ontology annotation, biological process: detection of mechanical stimulus; potassium ion transmembrane transport. Gene Ontology annotation, molecular function: calcium channel activity; muscle alpha-actinin binding; calcium ion binding.